UGUAAAUUAUGUAAUUAACAUUAAGUCGUUAAUACCAUAAACAGCACAUUUGUGCUUUCGGUCAUACUUUUUCAAAUGUAUUAUACAGCACUAAUUUCUUGUGUCAUUCUUCUCCCGCGCUUAUAUGCUGAGUGGGACGCGAGAGACUACCAUGACGACGAGCUGCAAGAUGAUUUCUUUGCGGAAGAUGGGAACCACGAGAUCAACGAAACAUCGCUGCGUGAUCAAUUAUCCGAGCGGAGCACGAUAAACGUGUUGCAGGACGACAUAAUGUAUGCUAGCGCAAUGGAUAGCGACUUUUUCCACCAAGCCAACACAUCGACUAAGAGCGACAGGCAAAGCGAAGCCAUCACGACCUGGCCGGGAGGAAGUGUUCCCUAUACAAUCAGCUUCGCAUUCGACGCAUAUAGCACAUUUCUGAUCGAGAACGCAAUGCAUCGGAUUGAAGAUGCCACAUUCGGCUGCAUCAGUUUCGCUAAAAGAACUGCCGAAGAGGAUUUUAUACUCUUUCAACGUGGAGACAAUUGUUCGUCGGUCCUCGGAAUGAGACGUGGCAGCGGAGGCGCCGGGCAACCGCUUUUCUUGAGGGCCGAUGCUGACGCUUCCUGCAUCGUGUCGGGGAUUGUGCAACAUGAAAUUCUGCAUGCGCUGGUCAUGUAUCAUGAACAUUCAAGGCCCGAUCGCGAUGCAUACGUUGAGAUUGGCUACAACGAAAUAUUGGCGGGUCACGAAGCCAACUUCGUGAAGAAGCCCGAUGCGCCGACAUACGGAAUUGAAUACGAUCUGCAAUCCAUUAUGCACUACGGCGCCUUUGAUUUCGCCAAAUCCCGUAGUGUUCCGGUUAUUAAGCCGAGGAUUGCCAGUCCCCAUUUGGCGAUGGGACAGCGAAAGCGUCUGACAGUGAGAGAUAUAGCUAAGCUACGGGCUGCCUACAAGUGCCAGGUGGACUCGGGAAAGCACAUGCCGCACGAACAACCGCCACCUCGAUUUGUCCAGACUAAUCUAACUCCAGAAGAGUGUGAUUUACAGUUUAACGAGAACUGUGGAUUCGCUCUAGAAAGCAAUGAUCAAUGCAGAACCUCCAAAUUGCUUAUUAUUUCUUGUUGGUUCGAGGCCGAUACGGAUUAUUUGUGGAAGAUGGCGUCGGCGGUGGCUAAGCAUCCCUUGCGCGAAGUCGGAGUCGUUCUUCCAGAGCCACUAAUUAUUCCCGGCCCUUUGCACCUCGUUAAUUUGCAAGUGACCAUGCUGUCCAUGUUCGCAUGCUCUGUGGCGCAUGCAACAUCCCGACUGCCUUCGCUUGAAGUUAGCAAUUUACACCAAUUCCAAAUGGUAGGCUGCCGCAGAAUGAUCAUCCGGAAACAAGAUUUUGCGCAGUUUCGAAAACUGCUCGUAAUCAGCUUCACAAACACGACGCUGCAGAUUUUGGAGAAAGACACCUUCAUCAACUUGGAGCAGUUGCAUCUCUUGCAGUGGCACGAUAAGAUUCAAAACUUUCCGGUAUUUACACAGGAAAUGCAAGAUUUACUAAAAUACCUUCACUGCAGCUGCGAACUCGAAUGGUUUCGCAGAUGGUGGGAAGAAAGUAAAAUCUUAAAAAGCCCAUUCGACAGCAGUAACCGCAGACUGUCGUACUUGACGAAUCCGGAUUUACAGACUGUGGAAAUCUUUCUUCCCAUUGACUGUGCCGCGGAACCAUUUCCUUCUCAUUUGAGGAUGAUUAAUUUCACGCAGCCAAAAUUCUCAAUCAAUGUGCCAUUGAACUGCCAGAAAGAGCCAGCUAGCGAGUGGUACAAACAGUACAGUGGAUCAACCGUUUCAUUUCCACCGCAAAGCAUGCUUAACAUGACCGCAGCCGAAUGUCUCGCUCAGUUUAGUACGAAAUGCCGGCCUCCUGACUAUGAUGAUGGGGUUCUCCCCGUGGACUAUUUCUCCACCACAGCUCGUAGCGGGGUUUUGGCUAUCCGCUGUCAGUCUGCAAUAACCAUUCGAGAAUUGCAGGAUAUGACCUACAACAUGGUCAAACUGUCAUUCAGGGACAUCAGCAUUUUUCUGCCUGACGGUGAUUACGUGGCGUAUCGGGCGUUUGCCAUAAUCCGGCCGCGAGUUUAUUAUUUCGGUCUGGAAAACUGUAUCGACGGUGCCAGCACCAAAAAGCUCUCCUCACUGGCAUUUACCAACCUCGUAGACUUUGUGCUGGAAAACUGCCACCGCUUGAUCAUUCAGAAGAAUGAUUUCGCUGGGCUGCCGUAUUUACACACGAUUAUUUUCAUGAAAUUUCGAAUGGUUCAUGGUCCAGCACGCAUAUGAUUAAUAAUCAUAUUAUAAGCGUGGACCUGGUGAAGGUUCACGCGCAGAACAGAAUUAACGGAAUUCUGGCUGCCAAACAGAUCUAGCAAUGCUAUAAAGCGCCUACGCUAUGGAAAGCGAGAAACGACGCGAUUGCAAGAACUUUAUGAGCAAGACUAAAUUCGAUAGAAUUUCCUCAUAGACAACUCCGCAUUGCUGACUGCAGCAAGCGUGGAAAAUGC
Molecule: messenger RNA, 2528 nt
Organism: Paramacrobiotus metropolitanus
Lineage: Eukaryota; Metazoa; Tardigrada; Eutardigrada; Parachela; Macrobiotidae
Exons: 5
Coding region: 76-2307 (743 amino acids)
Biological process (GO): proteolysis
Molecular function (GO): zinc ion binding; metalloendopeptidase activity
Source: RefSeq, a predicted model, not a curated record